UUACUUUCUAUCUGAAAAGAGAGGGCUUUGGUCAACCAAUAUUUGCAGACAGAAAGAUUUUUCAGCUUCGUCCUGUUUGACUUCAAGAAGACAUUCAAAGCUGGACAAUGGAGUUACAUGCAAGAAUUUUCUGUCUUCUUUUGUGUUUUAAGACAUAUGGGUCUUCAAACGCUGCAGGUUGUGUUAACCUCCCGAAAGAAGAGAAUGCAGAAAUUUCUCCUGAAUUUCUGAAAGGCAACUACUCUACCGGUGACAAACUAGAAUACAGCUGCAAAUAUGGCUAUGUCUCACUGCGAAAAAUCAUCUACAUGUGUGAUGGAAACAGAUGGAAUAAACUGCGUCAGACAGAAUGUACACUCAAACGCUGUGAGCUGCCUGCAGACAUUCCAAAUGGCCAAUACAGGAUUGUGAAUGGUAACAACUUUGUUUUAGGAACCACCAUCCAGUAUACCUGCAGAGAUGGCUUUCAGAUAUCAAAUCGUUUCGACAGCAGAACAUGUCGCAUUGGAGGUUGGGACAACCAAUUACCUGUGUGUGAAGAAACAAUAUGUGUUCCAGACCACAUAGGGGACAACGUCAAGGUGGAUGGACUACCUGAUUAUGGGGAUUUAAUUCAAUAUGGACACCGGCUUAAAUUUUCAUGUGAUGAUGAAAAGCAACUAAUUAUAAGGGGAGUGAAAGAAGUAAUAUGCCAGUCAAAUGGCAAAUGGAGCAACCCGUUUCCUAAAUGUGAAGAGAUAACGUGUAUUAAAAAUGUAACAGAGGACAACAUCAUAAUGGAGCGAAUCCCUGAUCAAGAGGGUUCUAUAAAAUAUGGGCACAUGCUAAAAUUUUCAUGUCAAGGACAAGGGCUGAUUUUAAAAGGAAAAAAAAACAUCACCUGCCAGUCAAACGGAGAAUGGAGCGACCCAUAUCCUAAAUGCGAAGAGGCAACUUGUGAUCCAACCGUCCCAAAUAACAUGAACAUAGUGGAAGGACUUCCUCCUCCUGGAGACUUAAUAAGACCUGGACACAGUUUAAAACUUUCAUGUGCUACACAAGAGCUGAUUUUAGUAGGAGACGCCAAAAUCACCUGCCAGCCAGAUGGAGUGUGGAGCACAUUUCCUAAAUGUUUAGCAACAUGUGUUCCAAACGUCCCAAGGGAUAUUUUCAGAGUGGAGAGACUCCCUCCUCCUGGCGUUUUAAUCAGAUCUGGACAUAGUUUAAAACUUUCAUGUGCUAGACAAGGGGUGUUUAUACAAGGAAAUGCCGAAAUCACCUGCCAGUCAGAUGGAACAUGGAGCCCAUUUCCCAAAUGCGUAGGGAGAUCUCAUUGUGAGGGACCACCAAGCAUGAGCCAGAAGAAUGCAGAUACAAAACUAAUGACAAAGAGAGAGUACAAUUCAGGGGAGAAAGUUGAAUAUGUGUGCUUUAAUAAAUAUGUAAUGGAUGGUGAACCCUUUUUGACCUGCGUGCAAGGCGAAUGGAGAGGACAUUUUACGUGUUUAAAGCCCUGUACAGUGACGGUGGAUACAUUGGACAAAAGGAAUAUUGAACUGAAGGUUGGUGGAAGGAGCAAAAUAUUCUCACCACACAGGGAUCACAUCACCUUUGUGUGUCAAGAGAAGAAACGUCCAAAAGGCAACACUUUAUUUAGACAAAUGUGUGAUGAUGGUGUGAUGCUUCUACCUGAGUGUGAAUAACAGCAGAAAUAAAACACUGUUGAAGCUUCAGUUACACCAUCACAAGUCAAAAUAAAGUAUAUUCCUCAAUUCACUGUUGUCUCUUUUUGGAUUUCUUAUUCGUAAAACUAAGGAAAUACUAAAAGUAACAAUUGUAAAGAAAGAAAGAACAUGAACUGACACAAAUGAAUUGGUUUUAAAAUGAAAGGUCUGCCUCAGUGCCAUGACACCUGUAUGGUUUAGAGAGGAGUACGUGAUUAAUGAUCUGAACAUAAGGGGACUAUUAAACAUAAUAUUCAAACAGAUAAAAUAUACAUGAAAUAUGCUUUUUGAUGUAUUAUUGUUAGGAUUAUUUUAUAAUUAAAGCAAUGUAAAAAAAAAAAAAAAAAA
Molecule: messenger RNA, 2051 nt
Organism: Xyrauchen texanus (razorback sucker)
Lineage: Eukaryota; Metazoa; Chordata; Actinopteri; Cypriniformes; Catostomidae
Product: coagulation factor XIII B chain-like
Exons: 10
Coding region: 108-1682 (524 amino acids)
Source: RefSeq, a predicted model, not a curated record